AUGCCAAUGGAGGGUCCAAAAUGCACGGUUUGCUCGAAAACAGUUUAUCGAGCGGAGAGUACCCUUUGUUUUGGACUCUCAUUUCAUACGAAAUGCUUCCGAUGUUCGGUCUGCCAGCAGCAUAUUCGAAUCGAGAAAGUGCAACGGAACAAGGAGAACGAGUUGUUCUGCAAUGUUCACUUUAAACGCCUCCAAGAAAUCGCACAUCAAAAAUCGAUCACGGUGUUGGUCUCGUUGAAUCCGAUCCCAUCAAAUAUGGAAACGUUGAGGAAUCAAGCA
Mesorhabditis belari is the source of this 279-nucleotide messenger RNA. The record is from the annotation of a GenBank genome assembly. Lineage: Eukaryota; Metazoa; Nematoda; Chromadorea; Rhabditida; Rhabditidae.